Molecule: messenger RNA, 657 nt
Organism: Chenopodium quinoa (quinoa)
Lineage: Eukaryota; Viridiplantae; Streptophyta; Magnoliopsida; Caryophyllales; Amaranthaceae
Exons: 2
Coding region: 118-558 (146 amino acids)
Source: RefSeq, a predicted model, not a curated record
AUUGUAAUUAAGUGUAUGUUUGACUUAAGUGUAGAAUUAGUAAUUGUAGGUGAAUUAUUGCCUAUAAAUUAGUGUUUGGAAUGAGAUCUUUUCAUUGUAUCAGUUAGUUUCAUACAUAUGGCAAAUAUAGAUAGUAAUGUUAGGAAAAAACGUGGUCGAAAGCCUUUGAUUGAAGGCUGUUCAACAAUGAUGAUCGAAGCAAAUUCUUGGGCAAAUACUAUUUCAACAAAAUUGGGAAGGCGUAAUUUUCAAUUUGUAUUCUCUGAAUCGUAUCAUUCACAGGGAAUCAUAAAAGUCCCGGUAGAUUUUGCCCGAAAGCAUUUUCAAAACCUUACAGAAACGACUAAGGUUCUUUUGCGUCUUUAUGAUACAAAUUUUGAGGCUGAGCUGAAGGUUCAGACUAUUGAAAAUAAAAUUGUGAAGUGUUUUAUCAAGAAAGGUGUUGAUAAAUUGAUUGAUUAUUAUGAAGUGCAAAUUAAUGAAGGCGCUGUGCUGAAGCUUAGGAAGGGGAAGGUUAAUAUAUUUGAUGUUUAUCUGCAACUUAAUAAUGAAUCUUGAUUUAGUUAUUUAAAAUCAUUAAUAAAUAAAUUUUUUUGAGUUGAUCUAAUUCUGUGAGUUACUUUUAAAGUUGUAUAGGUGAUUAAAUAAAUUUGAGAU